UAUUUUCUGAGUAUAAAUAAGUGCUGGAUACUGACUACUGGCAAUGACACAUUGUAUGUGGGAAGGUGGCAACUUCAGAACGGCACAGGAAGACAACGGUUGACUACAAAGGCGCGAGGAAUGCCUCAGUCUGAGAGAGAGAGUGACAAAAGAGUGAGUGGGAGAGAAAAUGAACGACAGCCAGCAAUGAAAGAAGAGCGUGACGCAUCUCCCCCUCUGGUAAACGAAUCGUCGUCACCUCGGCGCAUAGAACAUCUCUCUUCUGGAGUACGUUCUAGAGCUGCUGAUGAGGAACGGAUGCAGUUUCUUCAGCUGGUGUUUCAGAAUUCUCAGACCGGCCCGAUCAGGCCGUCUGUACUUCGCUCUACGGCUCUCCUGCUUCAGGCAAAUGAGAGUAAUCCAACAGUCAUGAACAGAAGAAAAGAUGCAGGCCACAGUGCACAGAUUUCCAUCCAAGCUGUUGCUGAAUCAAGCCAGCACAGGAAACAAUCUUCCAGCUUUCAUUCUCACAGCCCUGUCGAGUCAGAAAUCCAGAGAUCCAACUCUCUUUUUGUAAACGGACAAUGUCGCUGGCCAGGCUGUGACAAAGUGUUUGAAGGCUAUACACAUUUUCUGAGACAUCUGAACCGAGACCACAGCACAGAUGAGAAAACGAUUGCGCAGUGGCGAGUUCAGCAAGACCUGGUACGCCACAUGGAGAAUCAGCUCAUACAGGAGAAGCAGAAACUUCACGCCAUGCAGCUUCACCUUCAACUGUUCGAACGCAUCUCGACACGUACCGGUGUCGGUACGGGCUGGUGGAGGCCGCUGGCACUAAAUUUGCCCCCGUCGGGGGAGCCAGAUGGCAGGACAGAGAGAGCUAGUGAAGCACUGCUACGACAGGAACCCUGGCACAUACCCCCACCACACCUGCUGCCAGAUUUUGUUAGCAGUGUUGAAUACUACAAAUAUGCCAAUAUUCGACCUCCAUAUACAUAUGCUUUCUUAAUCAGAUGGUCAAUCCUGGAAGCCCCAGACAAACAGCGGACGCUAAACGAAAUUUACAACUGGUUCACAAGAAUGUUCUUCUACUUCCGUCAUAAUUCUCCUACAUGGAAGAAUGCUGUUCGACACAACCUUAGUCUCCACAAAUGCUUUGUGCGGGUAGACGGGAGGACGGGGGCGGUGUGGACAGUAGACGAGGAAGAGUUUCAGAAGAGAAAAGGGCAGAAAAUCCACAGGGACUACACUUUGAAAUGGCUGACGCCCGUCUCCCAUUGUCCAUCCCAUGAAGCCUCAGAUGUAUCAAUAAAAGCCAAUAAAAACGUUUAGUGUAGUAUGCAGUUCAAUUGUAGAUAUUCAAUUUUUAGGUUUGAUCCUUAAAUAAGGGUAUAUUAUAAUACUCAUUUUUGUAUCUCGAUCUGAAAAAAUUCAACUAGUCUUCCUUAAAAUAUGACUUUACUCUUGCUUUAUGUAAUUUUAUGUAUGUAAUGUAUGUAAGUCUUGAAAAAAUUAUAAAUGUUUAGUCUGUAUACCAGUCGAAAUGUUUUGAACAGUAAGAUUUUGAGUGUUUUUAAAGAAGUCUCUUCUCCUCGCCAAGCCUGCAUUUAUCUGAUUCAAAGUACAAUCUGUAAAAUUUAGAAAUAUUUUUACAAUUUCAAAUUUAAAAUGUUUUCUAUUUGAAUAUAUUUUCAAAUAUAAUUUAUUCCUGCGAUCAAAGCUACAUUUUCAGCAUCAUUACAGUCUUCAGUGUCACAUGAUCCAUCAGAAAUCAUUCUAAUAUGCUGAUUUGCUGUUCAAGAAACAUUUAAUUAUUAUUAUUAUCAAUAUUUAAAACAGAUGAGUACAUUUUUCAGGAUUAUUUGAGGAAUAAAAAGAUCCAAAGAUCAGCAUUUAUCUGAAAUAAAAAGCUUUUGCAACAUUUUACACUACCAUUCAAAAGCUUGAAGUCAGUAUAUAUAUAGCAAGGAUGAUUUAAAUUGAUCAAAAGUGAUGAUAAAGACAUUUAUAACGUUACAAAAGAUUUCUGUAUCAGAUAAAUGCGUUUUUCUGAAUUUUCCAUUCAUCAAAGAAACCUUAAAAAAGUCAACUCAGCUGUGUUCAACAUAAUAAUAAUAAUAAUAAACGUUUUUUUGAGCAGAUAAUCAGAGUAUUAGAUUGGUUUCUGAAGGAUCAUGUAAUUGGUAAAAAUUCAGCAUUAAAAUCACAGGAAUAAAUUACAUUUUAAAAUGUAUUCAAAUAGAAAUCAGUUUUAAAUUUUAAAUAGGAAAAUAAAAUAGUAAUAGUAAAAUUAGUAAAAUAGUAAAAACAUUUCAGACAUUUCAAAAUUGUACUGUUUUUACUGUAUUUUGGAUCAAAUGCUUGGUGAGCAGAAGAGACUUCUUUAAAAAAAACAUUACAAAUCUUACUGUUCAAAAACAUUUGACUGGUAGUGUACAUAUGAAUGAAUGUAAGCAUUUCUUCAGUGUAACAUUUUUAUGUGCUGUACUAUGUCUGGUUAAAAUUAUUAAAAAUG
Labeo rohita (rohu) is the source of this 2494-nucleotide messenger RNA. It is a transcript of the gene foxp3b, whose product is annotated as forkhead box P3b. Gene Ontology annotation, biological process: regulation of transcription by RNA polymerase II. The coding region runs from base 121 to 1311 and encodes 396 amino acids. Gene Ontology annotation, cellular component: nucleus. The transcript is spliced from 13 exons. The record is from RefSeq and is a predicted model, not a curated record. Lineage: Eukaryota; Metazoa; Chordata; Actinopteri; Cypriniformes; Cyprinidae. Gene Ontology annotation, molecular function: DNA-binding transcription repressor activity, RNA polymerase II-specific; RNA polymerase II cis-regulatory region sequence-specific DNA binding.